Molecule: messenger RNA, 2203 nt
Organism: Glossina fuscipes
Lineage: Eukaryota; Metazoa; Arthropoda; Insecta; Diptera; Glossinidae
Product: glycerol kinase
Exons: 8
Coding region: 162-1946 (594 amino acids)
Biological process (GO): glycerol metabolic process; triglyceride metabolic process; glycerol-3-phosphate biosynthetic process
Cellular component (GO): mitochondrion
Molecular function (GO): kinase activity; phosphotransferase activity, alcohol group as acceptor
Source: RefSeq, a predicted model, not a curated record
GAAAAUAUAUAUAUUUAUUUUGGUUUUACGCAAUCGUUUGAUAUCAAUCAAUGAAAACAUUUUUGUUAUUUAGUUUUUAUCAAGAAAAGUCGCACAAUAAUUAAAAUUACAAUUUAAUUCACAUAAACUGAUUGAAAAAUCUCGUCCCGGCGGCGUACAAAAUGCCUAAAUAUGGAAGCUUUGGACCUCUAAUUGGUGUAAUCUACGUUAAUAACACGCAUUGUCGGUUUUUGGUCUAUUCUGCAAAGAAUGCUGAAGUUUUGACAUUUCAUGAAUUGAAAUUAAAGCAAAUCGUUCAUAAUGCCGGUUGGAUGGAAUAUGACCCGACAGAGAUAUGGAAACAUACCCUAGAGUGCAUAGAAGUAGCUUAUAAAAAUUUGGUUAUACUAGAGAUAAGCCCCUAUGACAUCAUAGCUGUAGGUAUUUGUAGCGUGCGCGGUACUACAGUGAUAUGGGAUAGCACAACUGGAGCUAGUUUAUAUAAUGCUAUUGGUUGGACUGAUUGCCGUUGUACUUCACAACUCAAGACAAUACUCAAUAAUGUUAAAUAUAAUGUUAAUUAUUUACGACCGCGUUCCGGUUUGCCCUUAAGCACUUGCUUUAGUGCCUUGAAGAUCAAAUGGCUAAUGGACAAUGUAACGUCUGUACCAGAUCAUAUAACCAAACGAACAUUGUGUUGCGGUACUUUAGAUUCAUGGUUGUUGUGGAAUUUAACUGGAGCCGAAUCUUGCGGUGUUCAUGCCACAGAUGUCACCAAUGCUCAAUACACUGGAUUAAUGAAUAUACGCACUUUGCAAUGGGAUAAAAGACUGUGUGAAUUUUAUCGCAUACCUUUGAGUAUAUUACCACGAAUACAUUCUAAUUCUGAAGUUUUUGGUUAUGUUAUUGGUGGUCCCUUAGACGGCAUUCCAAUAGCUGGUAGCAUAGGUGAUCAACCGGCAUCUUUGUUAGGCCAAUUAUCCGUAAAGGUUGGUCAGAAUGUGUGUUCGAUUGACGAUAGUUGCUUUGUUUUAUUGAAUACUGGCGAAGAAUUGAUUGAAUCUCAGAAUGGCUUAAUAUCUGCGAUCGCGUACAAAUUAGGUGCUCAAGCGAAACCUUGUUAUGCUUUAGAGGGAGCGAUUAGUAAUGCCGGAGCCACUGUUAAAUGGUUGAAAGAAGAAUUGCGAAUAAAUCCCGAAAUUAAUUCUAACGAUAACGUUGUCGAAGUAUUGAAUACAUUUUUAGGCGAAAGUUCUAUGAUAUCUUCUUCCUGUUCGUCCAGUAUGUUAAAUGCUGAAUGCGGCCUGGCUGCCAAAAGGUCUGAAAUUACUUUUGUACCUGCUUUUCACGGUUUAUAUUCGCCAUACUGGCGUUACGACGCCCGUGGAACUUUAUUAGGUUUAACAAGUCAAACGACUGCUCAGAAUGUUACUCAAGCGGCUUUCGAGGCUACCGGUUUCCAAAUACACGAAAUACUGCAGGCUUUCAAACGUGACGCUGUUACUUGGGAUUGGAAAAAUAUUAAAGAACGUUUGCUUUUCGGCGGUGAAUACGCGGAAAACAAUAGCUUUAUACAAUUCAUUGCUGAUAUUGUUGGUUUCAUAUUGGAACGACCACAGACUACUUCACCAGCCGGCUUAGGAACAAUGAUUGCGGCGGGUAUAACCAUGAAGGUCGUAGAUCUUAAGUACGCAGAAUUAGCUUACAUGCCGCCCUCAGACGCUUUUAGUCCCACAACUACGCAAAAUAGACGUAAUUUAUUGUACAAGCGUUGGGAAUAUGCUGUACGCAAAUGUCUUAAUUGGAAUAACUACGCAACUUAUGAGACCGAUUUAGCUUUAUUUGCACAACGCGAACGUGAUCCUAAUUUAUCUAUACGUCGCUCCUUGCCGGGUGGCAUAUUUCUAACAACAACAUUUGUUUUCUUAAUUGUAGCAAAAUUUUUGAAAAACAAAUAUAUAACGUAAAUUUGAUCUUUCGGUAAUGAAGUUUCCAUAAUCCAUUUUUAGGCAUUUUUUUUUUUUUAGGUUACUGCUAAUAAUUAAAUUGCAUUUUUAUGAUUUAAAUUUUGUACGUACAAAGUGUGUUAAAUGAAUAUCCUUUUUAUAGUUGUAAGUAUGUUAAGUUAUAAAGAGAAGGUCUAGUCAUUCGUAAUUGUUUUUUCCUUUUUUUUAAUUAGCGAUAGGAUGAUAGCUUAAGUUUUAAAUUUCUUUAUUAAAUUACA